UGAAAGUGCUUUUUGGUUUUGUCGCGCUGCAACUUCAAUAUGGAAGAACCAACGUUACGUAUACGCAAUUUAACUUAACGCUGUACAAGCAAAUGCCGGCUAUGUACCAAUUAGAUGACUAUGAUCUGUGUCUGCAGCAGUCACCAAGCCAAAUCCUUGCGCACAGCACUUAUUGCCUGGUCUACGCUGAGAUUGUGCCGAAUGCUAGCUCCACGCUGUGGCAACAAAUCGAGCAAGUUUCACAGGAUAACAAACAUCACUUUCGACACGAUCAUCUCUUUGUUGGCGUCUGCUUGGAGCACUGCAAACGUGCACUGCACACUCUCAGCAGAAUUCAGAAACAACAACUCUACGAGGGCAAAGUUGUGGACACUGAGCUAAGCUCCUAUUAUGCCAAGGUGCACAAGCGAGCAACCGAUGAGCGAAUACGCUAUGAACACGCUAUCAACAGCUGUCUGAAUCGUGAAUUUGAACGCAGAUUUGAGUUGCGAGUGCGUAGCAGCAUCGAGUACUGCGAAAGAGCAGAGGAGCAAUUGGAGCAUGAUGCAUUGGAUAUCACUGUUUACUGCUUGCUGGCUUCACUGCUGCUGGUCACAAUUUUCUCCAGCUUUUACGACUAUCGCUUGAAGCUGCAACAAGUUGAACCUGAACUAGCUCGUGGCAAUCUCUUCUAUCAGCAACCUCUUAAUUCAUCCUGGCAAGGAUUUCUCACCAUCUUUUCGCUGUGCCGCAACUAUUAUCGCCUUGUGCUGCCUUCGCGUAGUCAAUUCGCCAAGGAUCUGCGUUUUUUCGAUGCCUUUCGGGUGAUUGGCGUCUUUGUGGUGAUUCUGGGUCACACACUAAUGGUCUUUAUGACUGUGCAAAUACAGAAUCCCGAAUUCUACGAGCAGUUUCUUUACAAAUUCGAGGCUUCGAUCUUUCAGAAUGGCAGCGCUUUUAUACAAAUCUUUUUUGUGAUGAGCUCCUUUCUGCUCUACGUGAACUUUACGGAACGUCAAUGGAUUAACAAUGAAUCCGGAGUACUCACUUGCAUUGGCGUUUAUUUUCGUGUUUUCUUCACUAGAUAUUUUCGCAUGUUACCCUCGCUGGUAAUGUUGAUUUUAUGUAAUGCCACGAUUCUUAGUCGACUGGGAGAUGGACCCUUCUGGCGGCACUUGACCGAAGCAGAGCGAGUUUUCUGCAGGAGCAACUGGUGGAAGAAUGUCUUCUUUGUCAACAACUAUUUGCUGGAGGAGAGCUGUGCUCAACAAACUUGGUAUAUGGGCGCUGACAUGCAGCUCUUUGAGCUCUUCCUAAUACUCAUCAUAAUAAUGAAGAAGCAUCCCGGACUUACCAGAAGCAUUUAUGUUGUGCUCUUCUUUAUGACAUUUUGCGUGCCCGCUUUCUUAACAUAUUAUUUGAAACUCGAAGCGGUUUAUCACAUCAUGCCAGAAACUUAUCGCUAUUUAUACUUUCGGAACUCGGAGACUUUUUAUGAGAUCUAUCCGCCGUUCUAUACAAAUCUUGGAGGCUAUUUCAUGGGCUUCCUUUGUGGUCAAUUCUAUCUCAAAUUCCGUACCACAUGCAGAGGUGGAAGCUGGAGGGGAAAGUGGAGCUGGCAGCUGAGCAUGUGGCUGUUGAUUCCAGGUGCGUUGCUGGUACUGCUCUCGGGAUUCAUCUUUAUCAAGCAUGACUUUGAGAAACCUUCAAUUUGGCUGGCAUUGUAUGCGGGAAUCUACAAGAAUCUCUGGAUUAUGAUAUGUGGCGGUUUUGUCUGUUGCAUGUGCUUCAAAGUGGGAUGGAUUGCCUAUGAACUUUGCUGUCUGCCCAUUUUUAGGCCCCUGGGUCGUAUUUCCUUUCAGGCUUUUAUAUGGCAUGUGUUCAUAUUGCGUCUGGUAGCUGGCUAUUUUCGAGAUCCGGUUUAUGUAAAUAGUUUCUUUUUGUUUGGAAAUGUUUUGUUGGUCUUUGUUCUCACUCAAAUUGUGGCAUUCUUCAUGGCGCUUUUAUUGGAAUAUCCAUUGGUUGAGCUCCUAAAACUGAUCACCCAUCACCCAUGUGUACAAUGGCUGAUGAAAAACGUCAAAAUUGCGUUGCUUGAAGUGUAA
Molecule: messenger RNA, 2084 nt
Organism: Drosophila albomicans
Lineage: Eukaryota; Metazoa; Arthropoda; Insecta; Diptera; Drosophilidae
Product: nose resistant to fluoxetine protein 6
Exons: 10
Coding region: 93-2084 (663 amino acids)
Molecular function (GO): acyltransferase activity, transferring groups other than amino-acyl groups
Source: RefSeq, a predicted model, not a curated record